Messenger RNA from Leptosomus discolor (cuckoo roller), 1961 nucleotides. NCBI's taxonomy places the organism in Eukaryota, Metazoa, Chordata, Aves, Leptosomiformes, Leptosomidae. The record is from RefSeq and is a predicted model, not a curated record.
UUUCCUUAUACACCUUCGACAAGGCUAAGCAGUGCAUUGGCACAAUGACCAUCGAGAUAGAUUUUCUGCAGAAGAAGAGCAUUGACUCCAACCCCUACGACACAGACAAGAUGGCUGCUGAAUUCAUCCAGCAGUUCAACAGCCAAGCCUUCUCAGUCGGCCAGCAGCUUGUGUUCAGCUUUAAUGACAAACUUUUUGGCCUGUUGGUAAAGGACAUGGAAGCUAUGGACCCCAGCAUUCUGAAAGGAGAGUCUGGAGCAAGCAAAAAGCAGAAGAUUGAGGUUGGCUUGGUUCUUGGAAACAGCCAAGUUGCCUUUGAAAAAGCUGAGAACUCCUCUCUCAAUCUCAUCGGUAAAUCAAAGACCAAGGAGAACCGCCAGUCAAUCAUCAACCCAGACUGGAAUUUUGAGAAAAUGGGCAUUGGGGGCCUCGACAAAGAAUUCUCAGAUAUUUUUCGACGAGCUUUUGCUUCUCGAGUUUUUCCACCGGAAAUCGUGGAGCAAAUGGGCUGCAAGCAUGUGAAAGGCAUUCUCUUGUAUGGACCUCCAGGCUGUGGUAAAACACUUAUGGCGAGACAGAUUGGCAAGAUGCUGAAUGCCAGAGAACCAAAGGUGGUCAAUGGUCCAGAAAUCCUCAAUAAAUAUGUGGGCGAAUCUGAGGCCAACAUCCGCAAGCUGUUUGCUGAUGCAGAAGAAGAACAAAGAAGGCUCGGAGCAAACAGCGGUGUGCAUAUCAUCAUUUUUGAUGAGAUUGAUGCAAUCUGCAAGCAGAGAGGAAGCAUGGCAGGCAGCACUGGAGUCCAUGAUACUGUUGUAAACCAGUUGCUGUCUAAAAUUGAUGGAGUAGAGCAGCUCAAUAACAUCCUGGUGAUUGGCAUGACCAACAGGCCGGACCUGAUUGAUGAGGCUCUGCUGAGACCGGGGAGACUGGAGGUGAAAAUGGAGAUUGGCUUGCCGGACGAGAAGGGUCGAUUCCAGAUUCUUCAUAUCCACACAGUACGGAUGCGGGAACACCAGCUGCUGGCUGAAGAUGUGGACAUUGCAGAACUGGCAGUUGAGACCAAGAACUUUAGUGGUGCUGAACUAGAAGGUUUAGUUCGAGCUGCUCAGUCUACUGCUAUGAACAGACACAUUAAGGCCAGCAACAAAGUGGAAGUGGAUAUGGAGAAGGCAGAGAGCUUGCGUGUGACAAGAGGAGACUUCUUUGCAUCUUUGGAGAAUGAUAUCAAACCAGCGUUUGGAACCAAUCAGGAAGACUAUGCAAGCUACAUCAUGAAUGGUAUUAUUAAAUGGGGUGAUCCAGUAACGAGGGUAUUGGAUGAUGGGGAGCUGCUUGUCCAACAAACCAAGAACAGUGACCGCACUCCUCUGGUUAGCGUGCCUUUAGAAGGUCCCCCCCACAGUGGGAAGACUGCUUUAGCAGCCAAAAUAGCAGAAGAAUCCAACUUUCCCUUUAUCAAGAUCUGUUCUCCUGAUAAGAUGAUUGGAUUUUCUGAAACGGCCAAGUGCCAAGCUAUGAAGAAGAUCUUUGAUGAUGCGUACAAGUCCCAACUCAGCUGUGUGGUUGUGGACGACAUUGAGAGACUUCUAGAUUAUGUUCCAAUUGGACCACGGUUCUCUAAUCUGGUGUUGCAAGCCCUUCUUGUACUGCUAAAGAAGGCCCCCCCUCAGGGUCGCAAGCUUCUCAUCAUUGGAACCACCAGUCGCAAAGAUGUCCUGCAGGAAAUGGAAAUGCUGAAUGCUUUCAGCACUACGAUUCAUGUGCCCAACAUUGCAACGGGGGAGCAGCUGAUGGAGGCUCUGGAGCUCCUGGGUAACUUCAAAGACAAGGAACGCAGCACUAUUGCACAGAAUGUCAAAGGGAAGCCUGUCUGGAUCGGUAUCAAGAAGCUGCUGAUGCUGAUAGAAAUGUCAUUACAAGAAGGCUUUGAUGAAUGGAUAUGCUCACGAUUUGCCAUGUGA